Molecule: messenger RNA, 3958 nt
Organism: Megachile rotundata (alfalfa leafcutting bee)
Lineage: Eukaryota; Metazoa; Arthropoda; Insecta; Hymenoptera; Megachilidae
Gene: su(r)
Product: dihydropyrimidine dehydrogenase su(r)
Biological process (GO): 'de novo' pyrimidine nucleobase biosynthetic process; thymine catabolic process; uracil catabolic process
Cellular component (GO): cytoplasm; cytosol
Molecular function (GO): dihydropyrimidine dehydrogenase (NADP+) activity; uracil binding; NADP binding
Source: RefSeq, a predicted model, not a curated record
CAUAAACAUAAAUCACAUAUCGUCAAGAUUAGACGGUUUCGUGGUCACUGCAACGUGUAUUAUAUCUUAAAUUAAAACAUAAAUUACCAUUAUCGAUAAAUACAGAACACAGUUACAACGAAAAAGUGAUUUAUGUUACUCGUAAUUUUACAGUUUAAAUGUGCGCAAUAUCUUUGUCUAAAAUUAGACAAGGAUAUUCACCAACUGUUUUUUGCGACACAAAUAUUUUUCUCAUGGACAAUGUAAAUUUGUGGUGGACCUUUGUGGAAGUUAUACGAGUUUCUUACGCGUUUCUGUGUUAGCGACUUUCUUUUUGACGUUCCACUUACAGCGUAGUAUUUUGUGCAUUAAUGAUCAAGUUAAUUUAGUAAAUAAUAAUAGUAAUAGUACUGAUACGCAGGAUAUUUUUAUACGAAUAUACGUAGAUAUAGAUAUGAUAAAAGAAAAAGCAUGAAUACGCGAACGAAUUCGUUGGUGGGGAUCAGCUGACUUAUCAAUCCCUCUCCUUUGAUAUUUUUCAUGUCAGCUUAAAUACAUACAUCGUUAUAUACAGCGUCCACUCGGUAACGCAUUCGAAGUACAUACGCAUUGACAAAUUUACUGCCGAUAAUAGGAAAGAUUGAAAGUAGAGUUAUAGACAUCUGCAAACAGAUAACGGACUACAGAUAUCUAUAGUCGUUACUGCUCGGCGAUUUCACUGUAAGUUGCUUCGGUGGUCAGCAUCUUUUACGGUAUUGACGAUUCUGUGACUCGUUAAUUGCAGUAUCAAUUAGAAUUAGAGUAACGAAAUGGCAACUACGAUUCUGACUAAAGAUGUGACCGAUAUCGAGAAUCUGUUAAGUCUCAAUCCAAAGAUAAAGCCAUUCGCGAAUGUUGUUCCUUCGGUGCAUACCAAAGAAAAUAAGAAGAAAUGGAAGCGAAACAUCAACGAAAAAUGCGGCAAAUGUCCGUCUUUAACGAAGAACUUCGACGAUAUUAAACACACAACGUUGAGCGAGCGCGGGGCGUUGAAAGAAGCGGCUCGUUGUCUAAAAUGUACGGAUGCUCCUUGUCAAAAAUCGUGUCCAACUCAAUUGGACAUCAAGUCCUUCAUUACUUCAAUCUCGAACAAAAAUUACUACGGAGCGGCGAAAGCAAUUCUGUCGGAUAAUCCUCUUGGUUUGACUUGUGGCAUGGUGUGUCCAACCAGCGAUCUUUGCGUAGGUGGAUGCAACUUGCACGCGUCCGAAGAAGGACCUAUCAACAUUGGAGGUCUUCAGCAGUUUGCCACCGAUAUUUUCAAGCAAAUGAACAUACCACAAACUAGGAUUCCUGGACAAAGUGUUCCACAUGCAGAUACCAAGAUUGCUUUGAUCGGUUGUGGUCCAGCUUCUUUGUCUUGCGCAACGUUCCUCGCGCGUUUGGGUUACGAUGAUAUCACGAUUUUCGAGAAACAGAAUCAUAUAGGUGGUUUGAGCUCGUCGGAAAUUCCGCAGUACCGGCUACCGUACGAUGUUGUAAAUUUCGAGGUGGAACUUAUGAAGGAUUUGGGAGUGAAAAUUGAAACCGGUCGAGCGUUAUCCAAGAACGACUUGACGAUACAGGGUCUACAAGAGUCCGGGUACAAAGCGAUCUUUUUAGGGAUUGGUCUUCCGGAAGCAAAAACUAUUCCAAUUUUCUCGGAUCUCACCGAGGAAAUGGGUUUCUUCACGUCGAAGAGUUUCCUACCGAAAGUAACCAAAGCUAGCAAGCCAGGAAUGUGCGCUUGCAAAAGCAACGAGUUACCGUCUCUCGAAGGAAACGUCGUUGUUCUCGGUGCCGGAGACACAGCUUUCGACUGUGCUACUUCGGCUCUGAGAUGCGGCGCGAAGAAAGUUUAUAUCGUUUUCAGGAAAGGAUUCACUAACAUUCGAGCAGUUCCCGAAGAAUUCGAUUUAGCGAGAGAAGAGAAGUGCGAGUUCAUCCCCUUUCAAUCACCGAAACAAGUGAUCACUCGAAAUGGAAAAAUAGUUGCGAUCGAAUUUUACCGGACAGAGAAAAACGAGAACGGUGACUGGAUAGAGGAUUCAGAACAAGUUUGCAAAUUAAAAACUGACUUUGUUAUAUCUGCGUUUGGAUCGGGACUGCAAGAUCUUAGUGUGAUGGAAGCUAUGACUCCUGUAAAACUGAACAGAUGGAAUCUACCGGAAGUGGACUUCGAGACCUUGAGUACUACUGUGCCUGGGGUAUUUUGCGGUGGAGACCUUGCGGGUGUUGCAAACACUACGGUUGAAGCUGUAAACGACGGAAAGACAGCAGCUUGGUAUAUUCACAAAUUUAUUCAGAAUUCUUAUAAUUUACAAAUGCCAGAAGUUCCUCAGUUGCCUAAAUUUCACACUCCGAUCGACGAUGUUGAUUUAUCUGUGGAAGUUUGCAACCUAAAGUUUGAAAAUCCUUUUGGUCUUGCCUCUGCACCACCGUGCACCACUAGCGCUAUGAUUAGAAGAGCUUUCGAAGCAGGCUGGGGCUUUGCAGUUACCAAAACAUUUUCUCUAGACAAAGAUCUUGUCACUAAUGUAUCUCCAAGAAUCAUUAAAGGCACGACCUCACGGCACCAUUAUGGUCCAGAACAAAGUAGUUUUUUGAAUAUAGAAUUGAUAUCUGAAAAAACAGAAGCAUAUUGGUGUAAUAGCGUUACAGAGUUGAAGAGAGACUUUCCGACAAAGAUUGUCAUUGCCAGUAUUAUGUGCACGUACAAUAAAGCAGACUGGACAGAACUUGCGCAAAAAGCGGAAGCUGCCGGUGCUGAUGCCUUGGAAUUGAAUUUGUCUUGCCCUCAUGGAAUGGGAGAGUCUGGAAUGGGGCUGGCUUGUGGACAAGACCCUGAAAUAGUGAGGAAUAUUUCAAGAUGGAUCAGAGCAGCUGUAAAGAUACCAUUUUUUGUGAAAUUAACACCUAAUAUUACCGACAUAGUUUCGAUAGCUAAGGCAGCUUAUGAAGGCCAUGCUGAUGGAGUAUCUGCCAUAAAUACGGUGCAAGGAUUAAUGGGAUUGCACGCUGAUGCAACACCGUGGCCAGCUGUUGGUUUUAAGAAGGCUACAACUUAUGGGGGUAUGUCAGGAAAUGCGACAAGACCACAGGCUCUGCGAGCAAUUUCUUCCAUUUCGAAGGCGCUCCCCGGUUUUCCGAUACUUGGAAUCGGUGGCGUUGAUUCGGCGGACGUUGCUCUUCAAUUUUUACACAGCGGUGCAUCGGUGGUUCAGGUCUGCAGUGCAAUACAAAAUCAAGAUUUUACUUUGAUCGAUGAUUACGUAACUGGUUUAAAAACUCUACUAUAUCUGAAGAGUCUAAAACACCUUGAACAUUGGGAUGGACAAAGUCCACCAACGUUUAAGCACCAGAAAGGGAAGCCAGUUACUUUUCAACAUGCACUUGGUAAAAAUAUACCGUAUUUUGGAGAAUAUCAAAAACUUCGAGAACAAAAGAUAGCCGAGAUUAAGGCGAAAUCAAAUCCCCUCGAUAACGUUGUCCAGAUAAUAAGACCUGCUCCAAAACCGGAUGCACCUAUACCAACAAUAAAAGACGUUAUAGGCAAAGCUUUAACUUAUAUUGGAGCCUACAAAAAUUUGAACAACAAGGAACAAGUUGUAGCUUUGAUCGAUGAUGACAUGUGUAUAAAUUGUGGAAAAUGUUAUAUGACUUGUGCUGACUCUGGUUAUCAAGCGAUUAAGUUUGAUUCUGAAACCCACAUUCCAACGGUAACCGACGAUUGCACAGGUUGCACGCUUUGUCUUUCAGUGUGCCCUAUCAUAGAUUGCAUAACUAUGGUACCUAAAACGAUACCCCACGUUAUUAAAAGAGGAAUACCGCCAAAAGGAACAUUUGAACUAUCUGGAUUAUCAGAAGUAUAUUAAAACCGAAGUUAAUAGAUACUGUUCUUUAUUCCACCUAGAGAGUUUACAUAUAUUUUGUACUAAAUAAAAAUAUUACUAAAACACGA